Amphibalanus amphitrite is the source of this 2465-nucleotide messenger RNA. Its product is annotated as inositol-3-phosphate synthase 1-like. NCBI's taxonomy places the organism in Eukaryota, Metazoa, Arthropoda, Thecostraca, Balanomorpha, Balanidae. Gene Ontology annotation, cellular component: cytoplasm. The transcript has 10 exons. The record is from RefSeq and is a predicted model, not a curated record. Bases 131 to 2197 code for a protein of 688 amino acids. Gene Ontology annotation, biological process: inositol biosynthetic process; phospholipid biosynthetic process. Gene Ontology annotation, molecular function: inositol-3-phosphate synthase activity.
CAUCGGUCGAUGUAUUCAGUGGACACUGACUUGGAGACUGGCUGAGUUCCGGCACCUGACAUACGUUGGUCUGACUCAGUUGUUGACGGUUGAGCCGUCCAGAGGGGAGGGAAGGGGUGUCUCUGGUGACAUGACCGGACGCGAGGGGGGAGGGUGGAGGGGAGGGGGUACAGAGGGUGUCAUGUGUCGUCAGUCUUCAGUCGGGUGUCUGGGCUGCGGCGAGUGGCACGGUGGACCGUGGUGGGGACGCUGCGCUCUUGCACGACAGCAAGGGUGGAUAGGGAGAGCCAUGGAGGUUCGUGUGGAGAGUGAGAACGUGCGAUACACCCCGCAGUUCAUAGAGGCGAAAUAUCAAUACCACACCACGAAAACGUCGACAGAAGGGAAUGUCAUCAAGGUGCGACCAGUGACUGUCGACUGUGAAUUCCGAACAACUCGAGCCCGGCCCCGACUCGGUGUGAUGCUGGUCGGGUGGGGUGGGAACAACGGCACCACUGUCACUGCCGCCGUGCUAGCGAACCGUCUGGGCCUCAGCUGGAGAACACGUACCGGAGAACAGAAGGCCAACUACUACGGAUCGUUGACGCAGUCUUCCACUGUGGACCUGGGAGGGGGGCAGCACGCACCCCUGAACAGCCUGCUGCCCAUGGUCCACCCCAACGAUCUGCUGUUGGACGGCUGGGACAUUUCGUCCGCACCACUCUCCGAGGCUAUGGAGCGAGCACAGGUACUGGAUCCCGCUCUCCAAGAUCAGCUGAAGCCGCACAUGGCUGGAAUGAGACCCCGUCCGGCGCUGUAUGAUCCGGAGUUUAUCGCAGCCAAUCAGGCCGACCGGGCUGACAACGUCAUCAAGGGAACCCUUCAGGAGCAGGUGGACCAGCUCCGGGUGGAUAUACGUGACUUCCGGUCCACUUCCGGUGCCGAGCGAGUCAUCGUUCUCUGGACUGCCAACACCGAACGAUUCGCUGAAAUUCGUGCCGGUCUCAACACUACGGAGGAGGAGCUACUGCAGGCUAUUGCGAAUGCUGGGGAUAUCAGUAAAGGCGAUGGCGUCAACGGGGGUGUAGUAAAUGGUGGCGUAGAAAAUGGUGAUGUGCCCAACGGCAUCGACCAAACCAUCGUCAACAACGUAGGCAGCAACGUAGGCAGCAACAGUGACAAUGUUAUUGGCAGCAUCACCAAUGGGUUUGGAAAUGGUGACGCGAAGAACGGCAGCAGCGGGGCAAGCAAUGGCAUCACCACCAGUGUCACCAGCAGCAGCGGAGGCACUAGCAGCAGAGGAGGGGGUCUGCUCGCGCCCAGCACUCUGUACGGUGUCGCCGCCAUGCUGGAAGGAUGUGCGUUCAUUAACGGCUCCCCACAAAACAGCCUGGUACCCGGACUUAGACAAAUGGCAGAGCGAAGGGGGCUCUUCCUGGCCGGCGAUGACUUCAAGUCCGGACAGACUAAGGUGAAGUCCGUUCUGGUGGAUUUUCUCGUCUCAGCCGGCAUCAAACCGGUCUCCAUUGUCAGCUACAAUCACCUGGGGAACAACGACGGACGCAACCUCUCCGCGCCGCAGCAGUUCAGGAGCAAGGAGAUUUCCAAAUCGGGCGUCGUUGAAGACAUGGUCGCCUCCAACUCUAUCCUGUUCCCAGACGGACGGGGACCGGAUCACUGUAUUGUUAUUCAGUAUGUGCCCUACGUGGGCGACUCCAAACGCGCAAUGGACGAGUACACGUCAGAGAUUAUGUGCGGCGGACACAACACCAUGGUGCUCCAUAACACGUGUGAAGACUCCCUGCUGGCUGCACCACUGAUACUGGAUCUGGUCAUCCUGACGGAGCUGUUCCAGAGGAUCCAGUUCAGAUGCUGCGCGGAGGAGGAUUUCCACGGCCUCCACAGCGUGCUGUCCAUUCUCGGCUACCUCCUCAAAGCGCCGGCAGUGCCCUCCGGCGCCCCCGUUAUAAACGCUCUCUCCAAGCAGCGUGCUGCCAUCGAGAACAUUCUACGCGCGUGCGUAGGUCUACAGCCAGUUAGUGACAUAGGCUUGGAGUUUAAACUCCCUGAGAGUUAUCGUGAAGCGUGGCGAAAGCGUGGAGUGGCCACGGAGGUGGCGGGUGGUCACGUGACCGGCGACCGAGUCGUGAAGCAAAUGACGUCAGAAGGGGUGCGGAAUGGUACUGGAAAUGUUCAGGGCAUGAAUGGACGUGGCUAGAUGGAGGAGUGUAGAUUUGUCACGUGACCAGAACGUGACUGAGCGAGAAAUGAACCGAGGCAGUGCUGAUUGGGCACGUGACCGCCGAGAAAAGCCUUAGGGCUGCGCCGGUGUUAUGGUGAGACUAGUGCUAGGUUCCACUAUAGGCUAAUAGGUGGCGCUGAUGUAGUUACAGGUGUCGCUAGGGAUGUGUAAUUGUACUGAGAAUAUCGGUUUACCUGCGGACCACCCUGUAUGAUAAACAACAUCGAAUACACAUAAAUCGCUA